CUGCCAGAGGAGGCUUUAAAAGGGUGGGGGCCCGAACAACCAACAUCACUCACAUCAGGACCUCCCAAGGACAUCCAAGCAAGCCAAAAUGACUCACCACUGCACUAAGUUCUCCGGCCACUGGAAGAUCAUUGUCUUCGACGAGGAGUGCUUCCAGGGCCGUCGCCACGAGUUCACCUCCGAGUGCUGCAAUGUCAUGGAGUUCGGCUUCGAGACUGUCCGCUCCCUGAGAGUGGAGAGUGGCGCCUGGGUCGGUUACGAGCACGCCUCCUACCAGGGACAGCAGUUUGUCCUGGAGAGGGGCGAGUACCCCCAGUGUGACGCCUUCGGCGGCAGCAACGCCUACCACAUCGAGAGGAUGACCUCCUUCAGGCCCAUUGCCUGCGCUAACCACAGGGAGUGCAGAAUGACCAUCUACGAGCGUGAGAACUUCCUGGCCCGCAAGGGAGAGCUGAGCGACGACUACCCCUCCCUGCAGGCCAUGGGCUGGUGCAACAACGAGGUUGGAUCCCUCAGGGUGCAGUCCGGAGCCUUUGUGUGCUACCAGUAUCCCGGUUACCGUGGAUACCAGUACAUCAUGGAGUGUGAUCGUCACUGCGGGGAGUACAAGCACUUCAGGGAGUUCGGCUCCCACUCCCAGACUCCCCAGAUCCAGUCCAUCCGCCGCAUUCAGCAGUAAACCUCCUCAUGCAACCUUCUUCUCCUCUCCUCCCUGAUGACCCCCCCCCCCCUCCCAAAUGAUACCCCCUCCCCAACUGCUUUCGAAAAACGCUGAAUAAAUUGUCUUUCCAAAACA
Molecule: messenger RNA, 796 nt
Organism: Gadus morhua (Atlantic cod)
Lineage: Eukaryota; Metazoa; Chordata; Actinopteri; Gadiformes; Gadidae
Gene: cryba4
Product: crystallin, beta A4
Exons: 6
Coding region: 89-679 (196 amino acids)
Biological process (GO): visual perception; lens development in camera-type eye
Molecular function (GO): structural constituent of eye lens
Source: RefSeq, a predicted model, not a curated record